This is a messenger RNA of Varanus komodoensis (Komodo dragon), 924 nucleotides long. RefSeq names its product chromosome unknown C11orf58 homolog (gene CUNH11orf58). NCBI's taxonomy places the organism in Eukaryota, Metazoa, Chordata, Lepidosauria, Squamata, Varanidae. The record is from RefSeq and is a predicted model, not a curated record. Bases 144 to 728 code for a protein of 194 amino acids. The transcript is spliced from 6 exons.
UCGCGCGGUUGCGCCAUAUGAAGCCUCGCUGUGGGAACAGCUGGAGGAAGAGGAGGAGGAGGAGGUUGUCGCUGCUGCCGCAGCAGCCUCGAGCAGGGCCAGGAAGUGGCCCUUGGGCGGGCUGAGAUCCGGACGGCGGCAAGAUGAGCGCCACCCGGGAGUCGCCACCCGAGCACGGCCACGGCGUGAAGCGACCGGCCUCCCCCGAUCUUGGAUCUAGCAGCUGGGAAGCAGCAGACUUGGGUAAUGAAGAAAGAAAACAAAAGUUCUUGAGGCUAAUGGGUGCUGGAAAGGGCUCAAGACAGCUUACAUCAUUCUCCUCCUCCAUCUUAACCCCACAACAACAACUCUGUGAGAAAGAACAUACUGGCCGCCUUGUCAUUGGAGACCACAAAUCAACUUCUCAUUUUAGAACAGGGGAAGAAGAUAAGAAAAUGAACGAUGAGCUAGAGACUCAGUUUCAGCAAAGCAUGGAUAGCACCAUGUCAGGAAGGAACCGACGACAUUGUGGACUUGGUUUCAGUGAGUUGGAGGAGGAUCAAGAAGAGCAGGAAGAUACAAGAGACUCCCUGGAGCCAGAAAGCUCAAAGGACUCCGAAAGCGACGGUGGUGCUGAGCAGGAAGAGCUGCCGCCUGCUGAAAAGCACAGUAGUGCUGAAGAUGCUCAGCCCAAGAAAGAUGUGAAGAGCAACUAUAAAAUGAUGUUUGUUAAAUCGAGUGGUACAUAACAUUUCCUCCUUUAAGCAAAGUAAGCCUUAUGGUUACAGUGCAAAGUAUUGGACUGCUUACAGCACAGACCUUUCUAUUAGGGUUUUAGAGGAAGAAUAGUGUUUGCAUUCCCAAUACCAUGAAGCUAUUUUUAUUAGCAUGACUGUAUCCAUUUCGUUUUGUAAAGUAUGAAAAUAAAAUUGGACAAAGAGUGAA